CAUCUAUUUAUUACUCGAAUAGGUUUCGGCCUUUGUGGAUAGACGAACCGAAGCCGAACCCGCCUAAAUUCAAUAUCCAGAGGAGUCCCAAAGACAUACAACAGAAAAUUAGCGCUCUGCGAUUGGAAGUCCGGUGGCGUCGCCGUCGUGCUUCUUUUGAAUCGUGUACCGACAAGAUAGGGAGGGAGGGAGGGAUAACAAUGGAUCCAUACUUUGGAGGAGGGAGCUGGUCUAUGAUCGCAAGCGUUCCAACCCACAGCAACGCCUCUACUCCCUCCAAUCAGGAUCUAUAUCUUCAGCAACAGCAGCAAUUUCACCAACAGCAGCAGCAGCAACAGCGUCUUCUAAUGCAACACCAGCAGACUCAACACCACCAGUCACUAGCCUCUCACUUCCCUCUCUUACAUUUGGUCGAGAAUUUAGCCGACGCUAUUGACAAUGGAACUCGUGAUCAGCACGUUGAUGCUCUGAUCAAUGACUUGAACAACCACUUUGAGAAGUGCCAUCAGCUCUUGAAUUCAGUUGCAGGAUCCAUUAGUACUCAGUCUAUGACUGUUGAGGAACAGAAGCGAGAGCUGAAGGAGAGUGAAAAAAUGCUGAAUCAAAGGAGGGAUCUGAUUGAUAAUUACCCAAGCUCUGUGGAAGACCUCAUCAAGAGUGAGCUAUAACUGCUUUUCACCAGAGUUGCAUGGGGGUGAGAACAUUCUUUUUUAAGGGAGACCCACAGGAAUUACAAUCACAAUCGCUGAAGUUGGUUAGUGUACUUCCAAUGGUUUUACUUAUACAAAAUCUCAGUUUACAGCUAUGUGUAACUUGAUAAGUUCUAUUCAGUUCUUAAUAAAGUCUCUGUUCAAUCUUCAUUGAUCUACAUCCUAAUUGGAUAAUACAUUUGUUUUGGUAGAUAAUAAAGUUAUUUUGGAAUU
Rubroshorea leprosula is the source of this 923-nucleotide messenger RNA. The record is from the annotation of a GenBank genome assembly. NCBI's taxonomy places the organism in Eukaryota, Viridiplantae, Streptophyta, Magnoliopsida, Malvales, Dipterocarpaceae.